Molecule: messenger RNA, 2274 nt
Organism: Aureobasidium musti
Lineage: Eukaryota; Fungi; Ascomycota; Dothideomycetes; Dothideales; Saccotheciaceae
Source: the annotation of a GenBank genome assembly
AUGUACGAAAUGCGCCUAAUCGGCAACAACCAACAGCAGGUUGAGAUUCGCACGAAUGAGCGUAUGCCGCAAUCGUUCAUGGUGCCUAGAUCCCUGCUGUUGUACUACUGCCCGCACAUCCAUCCGGACCUUACUUUGCCAGGACAGCCAUUCGUUUUCGACACGACUCGGCCCGUCUUGACGCUGNUUUUCAAUUGGCUCUACACAGGGAAAGUCGAGACUGGUGAUUGGUACAACAUCACCUGGCUCUACUGUCUAGGACACUCCGCCAGAUGUAUUGCUCUGAUGCGCUCGGCCAUUUCGCAAUUGCAGAAAGCCUGUCGAAACGACCACACCAACAACACCAAUCUGUUCCGUUAUGAGCACAUCGCUGUCAUUGAUGAGAUGGUCGGCCCUUCACCACUUUCACACUACAUCGGGGACACAUACUUCAAUCACUGGAGACCAGAGGACGAUGCCGGUGUUGACGAAGAUCCAUCAAAGCAUCCAAAGUCAAACUCUUUCUUCAAGAAGUUGUUCGAGCGUUCGUUCCGAGAGCAGAGAGAAGGUGACAACUGCUCGUGCUGCCACGACUAUUGCAAAUACCAUGGCCAUGAAAGCGAAGCAGAACGUCUAACAAGCUCGCCAGUCCCGGUCGUAGAGUCAUCGAAUGUCGCCUCUGUUUCUAUGCCCAAGCCGGAGCCUACAGUACGCAAAGCCCCCAAACCUAAAGCUCCCGUGCACGAAGCCAUGAGAAACGAGCACCCAUCAGGCAUAGACGGCUCCUCAUCGUACGAGACUCGGGCUGCCACAUCCCGCGCUGGAACACCCAGAGCAAAGGCUGAAGAAACAUUGCUCAGCGUCAAAAGCACCGCUCCUGUCGAGUUCCCUGCUGAGUACCAUGGUUUGCUGACAUUCCUGCCUCAAGUCCAGUCAAUCAAGCCCUCGAACUGGUUGGAGAUCGGCGUAGAAGCUGAGGGGUUGNACCAGCUGCCGGAACCAGACAGAAUUAUCGCCGCUGCAAUGAGCUGGAACGGAGAAGAUUACGCACAAACGAAGUGCACGUUCUUCAAUCAAUACGAUGGAACCAUCAACAACCGACGUCAUUGGCUCAAUACUCUCAAGUUUGGGGGACCCAAGUCAAAAGAGAAGGCGGAACGACUUUUGGCCAUGUGGGAGAGUUUGGGAUGGUUGGAUCAUCUCAACGCAAACGCCGACGACGAGACAAUGUGUCAAGAAGCUCCUCUUGUACCUAAGUCUCGAAUACGAACACGAACCUCCUUUGGACCUAGCAAGGCCUGGUGUGCAGAGGAGAAAGAUGCUGUGGCCAAGAUCAUGAAGACCAUCGACACUGACAAGUCCUGCGCAAACAUCGGCAUAACGGAGCGUUCUAGAUUGUGCAGUGAGCGACUAGCAUCUCAACAUGGAUACCACCGCACAGCAUGGGCCGUUCACAGCUAUUGGAACAAGGCACAAGACCUUGCCCAUCCGAUCGCAAUCACAGCAGAGACCCAGCACUUUGACGACGACACACCAGAUGGUGAAGAAGACCUGACCGAUGUCAAAGCAAAGAGAUCCAGCUCAUGGUCUUCGCAGGAAGAGCAGGUGAUGCUUGAGAUUAUGGACGCACUCGAGAAAGAUCCUGCUUACAAGGAUACGGUCCUCAAACAGCGUGCCGAUGUGUGUAAACAGCGCCUGAAAUCUCGACUUGGGACUGAACGCACGUCUGUGGCCAUUAUUGGUCGAUACCGCAUACUGCGUCGUAAGAAAGAGACUGCCAAGACCGAUGGCAGCACCAACGCUUCCGCCAACGACUCUGCUAUCGAAGGUGCUAUGCCCAAUGCCUCUCAGGUCAACCGCCCAAGUAGCAACGCAGUUGUAGGUCGAGAGCACGCUGAGGGCGCCGUUUCGAAUGUGGUCAACGACUUGAAUGUGGUCAACGACUCGAAUGUGGUCAACGACACUGUCAGCAAGAGACCUGAGCGUUGGACAGAACAGGAAGAUAAAGCUUUAGCCGAAGUCAUCAAGGAAGUCGAAGGAGAUUCGAGUCUUUCGGUCUUGAACGAACGCGAUCAGCACAAAGUGUGCAGUGCUAGACUCCUUUCCAAGUAUGAGAUUGAGAGAUCCGCUCAUAGCAUCAAGUCACGUUGGAGAAGAUUAUCGGGGAAGAGAAAGGGUAACGAUGUUGACGGUUCUGACGACAACGACGAUCACGAGCCAUUGAUGAGUCAAAAGAAACGCAGACAGAGAGAGUCUCGUUUUGUCGCUGAAUUGUUUGAUGCCGAAGAGGAAUGA